This is a messenger RNA of Malania oleifera, 1608 nucleotides long. Its product is annotated as selT-like protein. Gene Ontology annotation, molecular function: thioredoxin-disulfide reductase (NADPH) activity. Gene Ontology annotation, biological process: cell redox homeostasis. Gene Ontology annotation, cellular component: endoplasmic reticulum membrane. Bases 100 to 456 code for a protein of 118 amino acids. The transcript has 3 exons. Lineage: Eukaryota; Viridiplantae; Streptophyta; Magnoliopsida; Santalales; Ximeniaceae. The record is from RefSeq and is a predicted model, not a curated record.
AAUUCUGAAAUUCUCCCCACUCGGCACCAGCAACUCUGUCUCUCUGUCUCUCUCUCUGUUCUUCUUCUUCUUCUUCUUCUUCUUCUUCUUCUUCGGGCGAUGGAUCGUGCGCAGCUUCUUCUGUUUGGGUUGCCGAUCUUCAUUUUCUUCUCGGAUCUUGUAAGCAUCUUCACGCCACCGCAAUCAUUGCCUCCAAAAUCAAACCACAAUCACCCCCAUCUCCAUCAACAGCGUCCCCAACCCCAUCUUGGCGUCUCACAGACCCUAAAUUUUCCUAUACAGAAAGCGAGUGGAUUUGGAGGAAUCGGCGUAGGCAACACCAUCAACAUUAAUUUCUGGUCUUCUUGUUCCUACAGGUUCAUCUUGGUGGUAUCAUAUGAUGGCACUCGGAGACCCUUGGAGAAAAAUAAAGACCUUGAAGACCCUAGUUAUAAUUUAAUUAUUGUAUUUCUUUGAUGUAAAGGGUCUGUAAUAGUAAUUAGGACUUAUGGCUUGUAAUAAUUGCAUGCAUCACCUGCUUGAUUUAUUAUGUAAGCUCAAACCAGAUACAAACCAAAAAUGACCAUAGAAAGACCUUAGGGUAUCUUCAAAUUGAACCCUAAGUGACCCGAGGACACACACAUUUACACAUUUAUUUGUUAGGCACUUGAAGAAGGCUUGUAUGUUUCAAAACGGGACCGAAAUGCACACAUGGUGCACUUUCGGUCGACCGGCCAAGUUAGUUCAAAAAGCCUUGAUUGACCCAAACGUCCCUAAGUCAAAAGUUUAACCAUCUGGUUGACCGAAUCAAGUAGUUCAAAAGGCCCUGGUCGACCGAACUAGGUUGUUCGAAGAGACCUGGUCGACCGAAACCCUCCUUGGUCAACAUUUGACCAUCUGGUCGAUCGAGCACUUUUGUUCUCCAACUACCUGGUCGAUUGAAGGGUCCUUGGGAGAAAUCCCAGCAGUCUGGUCGACCGAACCUCAGAAAAUUGAGAAAUCUCCUUCUCCUGGUCGACCAAGACCUCAGUUCAAAAGUCCCUUGGUUGACCGAACCAUAUGAGACUUGGUCGACCGGACCUCUCGGGUUGCCCUGAUUUUUACCGCAGUUAAAUAUUUUUUAAAUAGGGUUAAAAUAUUUAAAAGGUCAUUUAUCUUUUCUAAUUAUUCCAAGUGUGUCCCCAACGGUCAUAUUUUGUGGGGUAUCUAUAUAUAUCCCCUCAUUUGGGAUAAUUAGUAAGGGAUUAAAAAGAUUGAUUAAGAGAAAUUCUCUAAAUAUCCCAAAACCUAUAAUACUCUUAUCCUAUCCCCAUUCACUCAUACUUACCUUCUUCGAUUUCUUAAAACUUAUGUAAGUUGAUUGAGUGUUUAUAUUAAUAGGUUUGCUUUUCCAUUCAUAUUUUAUUGAUUUAUUUUUAUUGAAAGCUAAACCUAAGUAUUCUUAAGAGACUUUGUUAAUAAGUCUAUCCUAAGAAGACUUUCAUUUGAUGUUCUAAGAUUGUACCUUCAUUACAACAUCUUGAGAAGAUUGUAUUUAUUUUUGGUUACAAAAUAUUUUCAAAAUACUUGCAAAUAUCUAGUGUGUUUUAUCUUGAUAAAUCUUUGAAGAGAUAUUUGUUUGUGUGAGGA